GUAAAACGGUCGAUUAUUUUUGUGAACCGCCCCGUUCCCUCAUUUGAGGAAAGAAGCCGCUCACUUUUUUCUUCACGCUCGCUUCUUGAUGGACAUUUUAAAACUUGACAGGUAUUGUAAAAGGCUUUCGCUGCUUGUUUUUUCCGCCGUGUGUGAUGCUCGAGAGCAGAAAUAGUCUUUUCACUCUUCGCUGGUAACGGAAAUUUUUUGGUACGUCAUUAAUAUGGCGCCAAAAGAGUUAUAAGUGUUGCUUAUGUAGAGAAAAUCUAGCCAGUUAGCUCGAGAUCUCCUUCACCUCUCCCUGUCCGGUGUACGUAGGGAGAAAAUCACCUUUGGACAAACACAACAUGUAAAACGCCUCACUUGACGGAUAUUGAACUGGAUUUAGACACUCGUCACAAUUCAAAAUGGUUUUGGAAAUUCAAACCGAUGUGUCGUCACGACAGUCGAUCAGUUAGAGCGCUUCACUUUGCAGGAUCGUGAGGAAAAUACGCAACAGUUUUUCGGAUGACGAACCGAUAACCGUUGUCACAAGUGUGGAAACAACAAUUUUAGGAAGUCUGCAGAGAACUGCGUAGGAGGCCAUCGGCUUGGCACUGUUGUGGAUUACAUCGGCCGUCAGGAAGUUUUAAUCGGGCUGCGGAGGGGAAAUCAUUCACCGUGCAGUGCUGCUGUCACAUGCAUCCAGUGAGCUGAAGUGAGGUACAUGUGCUUGGCCUCAAAUGAUCUCCUGAUUUCGGUCCAUCUGUGUGCACCGAGGACAUCACGCCCUCUUGAGCAAACCGCAAACAAGAUGGAGACUGAGCUGAAGAGGAGGAAAUAUUCUACCAGCAGCAAUGACUCCGACACCACUGACAGUCAUGUGACGACCUGGUCGCGGUCAUCAAAGAACAUGGGGACCAACAGCACAUGGAUUCGCCUUGAGCAGAAGAAACCAUCAGAGGUGUUUCGGACGGACUUUAUAACAGCCAUGAAGUUGCCUGAUUCAGCACAGUUAAGUCCAGAAGAAUUUUAUUUCCUGUCAGACCCGUGGAGGCAGGAGUGGGAGAAGGGUGUUCAAGUCCCAGCCAACGUGGAAGCCAUUCCUGAGCCUUUGGUCAGAAUGCUUCCAAAGGCCAGUGGGAUCCCAUUCUUCUCACCCACUUAUAACAGAGGACAGGCAGAGUUUGGGUUUGGAGAGUCACGUGGGCUCACCGAACCACUUAGUCGAUAUGAUCUGGAUGAUCUGGACGUGGCCUGGCUUGAACUGGUUAAUGCUGAAUUCAGACAAUUAGCACUGCCGGAGCUGGAUGAGUUGAGUAUGGAGCAGGUGCUGCUGGAGCUGGAGAGCAGGUGUGAGCAGAACAUGCAGCGAGCCAUCGAGACGGAGGAGGGGCUCGGCAUCGAGUACGACGAGGACGUGGUGUGUGACGUGUGUCGCUCACCCGAGGGUGAGGAUGGCAAUGAGAUGGUGUUCUGCGACAAGUGCAACAUUUGUGUGCACCAGGCGUGUUAUGGCAUCUUAAAGGUGCCGAAGGGUAACUGGCUGUGCCGCACGUGUGCCCUCGGAGUGCAGCCCAAAUGUUUGCUGUGUCCCAAGAGAAGAGGAGCCCUGAAACCCACUCGCAGUGGAACAAAGUGGGUCCACGUCAGCUGUGCCUUAUGGAUCCCAGAGGUGAGUAUCGGCUGCCCUGAGAAGAUGGAGCCCAUUACAAAAGUAUCUCACAUCCCAGCCAGUCGAUGGGCCCUGUCCUGCAGUCUGUGCAGGGAACACACGGGCACAUGUAUACAGUGCUCCAUGCCAUCCUGCAUUGUUGCCUUCCACGUUACCUGUGCGUUUGAGCAUGGACUAGAGAUGCGCACUACUCUUGCGGAGAAUGAUGAAGUGCGCUUCAAAUCAUACUGCCUGGAGCAUAGUAGUGUGUCUCACACCAGCAGCUGUGGGGGGAAUGCUGACAGAGCCGAAUCCCGUCACGCGGGGGUCAGUCCUUCUGAGGCAGAGCUGCAGAAGAGCAGCGAGCGCAAGCAGAAGCUGCAGGAGCUGGAAGACGACUUCUACACGUUAGUAGACCCCAAGGAUGUGGCCGAGAGUCUUUGUCUGCCCGAUGUGCACCUCGACUUCCUCUAUCAGUACUGGAAACUGCGGCGGAAGGCCAACUUCAACCAGCCUCUGGUGACCCUGAAGAGAGAUGAGGUGGACAAUCUGGCCCAACAGGAGCAGGACGUCCUGUAUCGCCGACUGAAACUCUUCACUCAUUUACGACAGGAUCUAGAGCGGGUCAGAAACUUGUGCUACAUGGUGACACGACGAGAGAAGAUCAAACACUCUCUAUGCAACCUGCAGGAGAAGAUAUUUAACCUGCAGAUCCAGCUGUUAGAGAAAGACCUGACUGGAGAAAAAACUCUGAGAGGUGAGAGAGGUCAUCGUAAUGGGGUCAGAGAGCGCGGGAAAGAGCGGAGGAAAAUGAGUCCAGACAAGAAAGACACAUGUAGAUCGGACAGCAACUCUCUCUUCAGACAGCUGGGUUUCUCCAAAUCAUUCCCUCUGGACGGUUCCCUGUUUGACAGCUGGCUGGCUCAGUCUGUCCACAUCAGCGCUGACAACAUGUUGAGCCGCUGGUCAGGAGAGACCACCGACCCGUCAUCCAGCCUGCUGUCAGACCAGCUGCUGCAAGGUGAGGAGAACCUGCUCAGCCUCAUGAUGGACCACUCCAUUAAAUCCACCUGGAAAACACCACAACUGGGCCGCAGGGCGAGGGGCCGCAGGAAGACCAUCUCGCUUCCACAGACCACCAUUAAAGACAAGAUUCCAGCUGAGGGCCGGCGAGGAGAGCGAUUGCGUCACCGCCACCGUCACGCACGCAGCGGCCAGGGCAAACAUGACCCUCUGCAGCCUCCCUGCUCCAAAAUGGACUCUUGCCACAUUUCUGAGGAUCGUGGCUCUUGGGAUGCCGCUGUGAGCACCGGGGCUGCAUCCUCAAGCCCCUACGCAGACAUCGGUAAGAGCUCGCGGGCGGCAUUGCGUGUGCGUCUGCCGAGACAGGGCAAGUCAGGCUUUAAAAGUCACAUGACGGUGGUCUCACCACAGAACCGCACUGGGAACAUCAGGUCUGCACUGGACACUGAAACGGACGGAUAUUUCUCAGAUGUGGAACACAGUGACUCAGAUUUGCUCUCCAAUAGCCGAAAGUUGCGCUUGCCCCAGCUGCAUGCAGGGAAUGAGGACGUAGUUUGGCAAAGCGUACUGGCCUCCUAAAACUCAAUCAAAACGCACACAGUGCUGGCAUUGUUUUUGGAUGCCGUGGUACCGUUGCUAUAGUAUGUACUUCAUCAAUAGGACAUGCAGUUUUCUAUAUACAUCAACUGAAAUAGCUUGUGAAAUUGUUUUGCUCUUAUAGUUUGUAAGUCAGUUGCCUACAUUUAUGCAACCGUAACCAUUUGCGCUUGACAAAACAAAACGAUGCUCGGUUUGUGGAAAUGAACACUCUAUGGGAUGUGUCCCCUCGUGAAGCAAUAGGAUCUGUCCUGGAAUAGGGCUGAUGAUGUGGGCAUUAUGACAGUCUGCUUUUCAAUGAUUAUGUUUGUCUGCAGAGAAAGUGACUCAUUUUAAAAUGAUGUACAGAGAAAAUAUGAUGCAUCUUUAAAAGCACACAUAGUGAUGGGGGAAUGUAGCACACAUACCCGUCAUGCGCACUGCUUCAUUUGCAUUGAUGGAGACUAGACUAGACUAGACAUACCAGUGCCAAGUGUACACUCCAGCCCAAUACAUACCAGACCACUGCAAGUGUGCAGCCCUUUAAGGCUUCAUUCGCACCGCAAACCAAAGUGUGCAAUUCUGAUUGAAACACACUCCUUAAGCGACCCAUUUGCUACUCUGACAGACUCUGUUGUACACUUCAUCAGAGGUAAACAAAUGGAGAGAGCAGUUUAUGCGUAAAGACCGGCGUCAAAUUGCACGUGGAAUAAUUAUGAGACCUUCACCAUCUUUAUGGAUGGAACUACUGUUUACAAACAAACGCUCCAAGGUUCGUUUAGCAAUCUGUAAUAGAGCGGCGUUAGAUGAUCACUUCAUUGAAAUUGAGCUGAAAAUGACCAAAAAGUGUUGUUUGUAGAGUUUAAAUACCCCGUUUCCCAAAGAUUAUGGGAGAUUUGGGCUUCUUUAGAUUUCAGAUAGAAUCAGUGGAACAGGGCAAACUCAGGAUUUGGCAUAAAUUAUGAAAUCACACGGAUCACCAUCAUUGUGAUUGACUCUGCUCUAUUAAGACCUGAUUGUCCCGCAACUGCUUUUGGUAGAUUUGAAAGACCAUCCAACACUUUUUUAAUUUCUAAAGCACAACCGCUGUGACAGAUAUGAGGCCAAAUUAGACCACCAUGGAAGCACGUUCUAAUCCAAUGAACGGGACCCCUUCUCGCCACCACCGCAGCACAUACUGGCUGUUUGUGAGAGGAUAAAUAAUGUAAUACUACUAAAAUAGGACUUUUAUUAUAUUUGAAUAUAGAAUACAUCAAAUAUUAUUCACUAUGAGCAAAAAUGAGUGCACUGAGUCAGCUCUAGACUUUACUGCAUACUUCAUAUGAUGUUUUAUAGGCGUCAUCUCCCGAAUGACAAAAAAAACCCCACUUGAUAUCCGAUCUGACCAUUCAGACUGAGACAUUCAAAAAAUGUGAUUUCAUCAUAUUUCAAAGCACAUACGCAUGAGUUUUGGAUCGAGUUUGUAGAAACUGGAUUCUCUGAGCUUUCUGUUCACACUGAAAACAACUAAACAGAUUUGAGUCGAAUAUGCUAAAAAAGAGAAGAUAUUUUUAUGCCUGUGAACAAAGCCUUUUGCUUUCCUACAUCAUCUUCAUGCCAAGAGUAAAUGAAGUGCACCAUUAUGACAAAUAUUAUAUUAGAUUGACGUAAAAAUCACAUGAACUGUUUGCACUGACACUGCAAAAAAUCUGAUACAUAUCACAUUUAUUUCUGCAUAUGAAAGUGACCAGAUCUUAAUUGAAAAUGUCACACUGUCAUUCAAAAACCAGAUCUGUGUGACACAUGAGGGAGAGAAAUCAGAUUUGGUUCACAAUCAGCUGCGGUGUGAAUUGAACCGAUUUGGUUCCACUGGCUUUGGUUCAGAAAGAAUCAUUUACGUUCUCCAGUAAAGUCAGCGUGCCUUCUGUAGCUCCCCAGAUCAAGGUCACAAUCAGCUUGUUUAACUUAUUCAAUACAUCGAUGGCAAUCAGAAAUGAGCAUCUGCUAGGUCAAAAAGCUCAUUUAAAGUGUAGGGGUUUAAUGCAGUGCCUAGGAAACCUUAUAGAAAUACAGCUUUUGCCAUUUAUGGACCCCAGAUCCCAAGAGACCAUAAACCAGCUUCAAUUAAUUCUUUGUUGAAUUUUACAAUUCCAAAGUAUUGUUAGUCUUUGCUAAUUAAUAUCUGGCUGGUGUAAUGAAUCAACCCAUAGUGUUUAUCUCAGGGUUACAGAGUAGAAGAGAUGCAAAUCAUAUGUAAGUCAAACGUAUACAUUCACAGACAGUGUUUCUUUAGCAAAUGUUUAUUUUCACGGCUACUGAGUGGCUUUGUCUCAGUACAAUGACAAAGGUGGGUUUGAUUUUCUAUUUUUGUUUUUGAUGAUGCCAAAGAAUAUGAAGUGAGCAUAUGUUGUGCAGUGGAUGUACUGUAAACACUCCUGGAUGCAUCAUCAAUCGGUUGUUUUUCAUCAGAGGUUCAGUGAUGUCUUUAUUUUCAUAAAUGUUCUGUUUUUUAGGCACAAGCAACUGAUAUGUAACUUAUUUGAUGUAGUGUCAACCUUUAUACACACGGAAAGGUUAGUUCACCCAAACAUUAUGGUCAUUUUGUCGUUCCAAACAGUAUGACUUUCUUCAGUGGAACACAAGAGGAAAUGAAAGUAAAAGGCAACUAGCGGCUGUCAAGCUCCAAAAGAGAAAAAGAGCACCAUACAAGUAUCAUAAAAGUAGUCCAUAAGAUUUGUGUCUUCUGAAGCCAUACAAUCACAUUUUGUGAGAAACAGACAAAAACAUUAAUUGUUUUCCUCUGCACUGCAGCUCUCAAAAUUAAUUUGCGCAUAUUCAAACUUGACAUGACUUGGCAAAUUGUUUUUGUGAUAUUCUAAUUUUGUCACAUUAAUUGUCAAAUGUCAGCAAAUAACAUCUUGCAUAAAACACAAAGGUGCCAAGUUGAGAAUGAGAUUUGAGAGCUUGUGGGUGAGGGCAAGAUUUUCAUUGAAAUAUUAAACAUUGAUUUAAAACUCAGACUGUUCCUCACGCAAAUCUAUUGCAUGACUUGAGAGGAAGCCUUAUGGACCUUAGUCAGGGGAGAUGCUACAUUUGUUUUGACGUGAAUGAAAACAAGACUGUGAGUGAUAGACGUACAGACUGUACAAUGAGUUCCACUGUUGUGUACCUUUUUGUUGAUUGUUGCAGGCACAACAUUGGAAGUAUGUCUUUCCAAAAAAACUUCGGACAACAUGGGUGAUGAAAAUUAGACGAUUAUUAAAUUUAAUAGAAAAAAAAAAAAAAUUGGGGGAUUUUUUUCCCCCUUUUUUCCCAAUUUGGAAUGCCCCAUUCCCAAUGUACUUUUAAGUCCUAGUGGUCACGUAGUUAUUCGCCUCAGUCCGGGUGGCGGAGGACAAAUCCCAGCUGCCUCCGCGUCUGAGACCGUCAACCCACUCAUCUUAUCACGUGGCUUGUUGAGCACGUUGCCACGGAGACAUAGCGCGUGUGGAGGCUUCACGGCAUCCACCGCGGCAACCAUGCUCAACUCACCACGUGCCCCACCAAGAACGAACCACAUUAUAGCGACCAUGAGGAGGUUAUCCCGUGUGACUCUACCCUCCCUAGCAGCUGGGCCAAUUUGGUUGCUUAGGAGACCUGGCUGGAGUCACUCAGCACGCCCUGGGAUUCGAACUAGCGAACUCCAGGGGUGAUAGCCAGCGUCUUUACUACUGAGCUACCCAGGCCCCCAGUGGCAUUAAACCUUAAGAGAGUACCUUAACCCAGUGAAUAGCCUUGUUUUCAUUUGCAGCAAAUCAAAUACACCCAAGUCUACCCAGACUAAAGCCUACGGUGCUUUUUGUAUGCUUUCAUUGGAUGGAAAGAGCAGUGUGAACAUUCUGCUAAACAUCUUCUUUUGUGUAUAGCAUAAGAAAAAGUCAUAGAGGUUUGGAGCAACAUAAGGGUGAGUAAAUGAUGACAGAAUUGUCUUUUUUGGCUGAACUAUCCCUUUAAAUUUCUUCACUCAUCCAGCCGAAUCAAGCGGCACUCGGACUCUUCAUUCACUCUGUCUGAAUUAUACAGUCAUCAGACAAACACUCUGUACAUAUCUCAUGUAUGGUAGCUGCUUCAAUAAGGACUCAUCAUAGACGCUUCAGUAUGCACCAAACGCAGACAUGGAUACUGUGCCUUUAGUGAUCUAGUUUAAACCCAUUUGCAAGGGUUCAUGCUGCUUUCUCAUGCCUAGUUGCCGUUUGUGUACCAAAACUAAAACUUAUACUCAGAUUACUGCUUGACCACUGUACAUGUUCAGCUUUUGUCAAGUAAUGUGUUUCUACCCACAAACCCUCAAACCCCUGCUGUACCGGAAUAGAGUAACAUAACAAAGUCUCUUUGUUAACACAUGUAUUUGUAUAGAGCGCUAACAGCUCCAAACACAAAGGCUAACUAGUGCAUUGUUAGUUUUUUGAUCUCCACUUUUAGUUUUUCCCGGAAUGUAGAGAGGCAGAAUAUCAUGGAGAUCUUUUCUGUGGGUUUGAGCACUGUGUUAAAACCGCAGCAUGGGCUCAAGCUUGCGAGGAGAUGUUUAUUUAUACCUUCUUUGGUCAAAUGAGGUCAGUGACGGCGAUUCAUUCCUCUGCUGGAGUUGAUUUUUCAUUCCAUAAUUACAAUUUCUGGGUCAUAUUUCACCCCACACUGAAAAGAAAAAAAGAUAUAUAUUUUAACCAACAUUUUUCCGACUGAUAUAAUUAUUAUGCAUGCUGCUUUUAUAAUUACUGAUAGACUACAUGGAAUAUUCUUACUUUUAAAAAAAAUUCAUUUGUCAGACUGCAUGACAAUUUAAAUGCAGUAAACAGCAAAAAGUCAAUUUGCACGGUAAUAUGUGUGUGUGUGUGUGUGUAUGUGUGUAUAUGUAUAUAUAUAUUAGGGCUGUCAAUUGAUGAAAACAUUUUUUUGAAUUAAUUACACGGUAUGCCAAUAAAUUAAUCGCAAUUGAUCGUAUAUAUAAAUAUUUGCUUAGAAAGCCCCUCAAAUAACAAUAAUUCAAUAAAUAAUGAUUAAAUACUUAUAAAUAGUUAUAUUUAAAUCAUUAUAAAAAAUAAUAAUAUAGAUAAUUAAAAUACAUUACAUCAUUGUGGCACAUGAGUAAAGCAUUACAAAAGAUGGUAACACUUUACAAUAAGGUUCCAUUUGUUAACAUUAAUUAAUAACAUUAGUCAACAUGAACUAACAAUGCACAAUACUUUUGCAGCUUUUAUUAAUCUUAAUGUUAAUUUCAGCAUAUACUAAUACAUUUCUCAAAUCAAAAGUUGUGUUUGUUAACAUUUAGUAAAUGCAUUAUGAACUAACAUGAACUUACAAUCAACAAUUGUAUUUUUAUUAACUAAUAUUAACAAAGAUUAAUGAAUGCUGUAAACAAUAUAUUGUUUGUUCAUGAUACCUAAUGCAUUAAAUAAUGUUAACAAACAGAACAAUUCAAAAAGUGGCUUUAGUAUGCAAUAUUUUGUUUAUUUCCAUAUUAUUGAACUUAUGUCAUCGCCUAUCAUUGACCUACAGUUCACACAAUCCAUUUUGCAAUUGAAUUUGUCAGUCAGUCCGAGAUAGAUUUAUUAUGAGGGCUUUUCUAAGGAUGCAAAAAUGCACACCUGCGUCAGACACUUUUGGAGCGUCUCGUUUGCGUCGCGUCAUAAACAUACCAUUUGUUGGUCGCUGUGUCAAGUUAAACAUAGUUUGAAGCUUAGGAAAACACUUCUUGAGAUCCCUGCGUUCGUAUUUGCGCUCCAUCAAGCUGUGUUUGAACGCAAGAACGUGUUUUCAUCUUGUUUUGUCUGCUGUCAGUGAGUGUGGUUUGUUCUCUGUAUAACCAUGUUGUCCAAACAGAUGAAGUUUCGCUUACUGCCCCCAAAUUCAAGCUUGAAUUGAUCAGAUGGAAGGAAUGUUCCUUAUCACGGUCCGGGGACAUGAUUAUUUGCGUUCAUUUUUUUAACACGUUAUUUUUUAUAUAAUUAAUCACACUGAAUUAACGUGUUAAAUUGACAGCCCUAAUAUAUAUAUAUAGUGCAGAAAGAAAAUGAAGCCUAUCUUUAAAAAAUAUUUUUUGCAUUAAUACAUUAUUUUCAUGACAGUUAAACACAUCCUCCCAAAUUCUCAUUAGAGUAAUGCUUAUAAUACAGUUAGAAACAAAAGUGGGGUCAAAUAUGACCUGAAUGUUUCUUGAUGUUUUUUGUGAGAUUCACUCAAAUCUCUCAAUAAAUCUCAAUGAACUUUAAUCCGCUGGGACAGAAGCUCGGUUUACUUGUGUGCUGAGCUCCUGAACUGCUGUAGAAGCUCGUCAGGAAAGAUCUUUACCUGCUCAAACAUGCUUUUGUUGUCAUAUGAAAGUGGGUCUGGGUCCAUUCUCUCUCCUGCCUGUUUAAUAUUCAAUAUCAGGUCCCUGUCACGAGCACUCUGGUGUUUUUGUUUUCUCGAAGGAGAUCAGGGUCAGGAGUGGAUGUAGAAUCAUCACGAUAUGAUCACAUGAAUGUUGCAGGAGUUUCUCUUUAUAUAUUCUUUGUUUCAAAGAAUGUUGUGCCAUUUGUUAAUAGCAGAGAGAACUAUUGAACAGAAAAAAGAAGAGCUAUUUUAAAUUAUUUUAGGCUUUUGUUUAGCUAUAUUUAUUUUCUUGUAUUGGAAAUCUUUAUAGGAGUUUAAAAAAAGACAAGUAUUUUUCAUCAGGCAAAAAAACGUUUUUUUUUUUUUUUUUUUUUGUACAUUUUCCAUGUUAAGCAGUCGUUUAGAGCAAUAUAAUGUUCAUGUGACUGUAUGUGCAUGCUGUUUGUGAUGCCUUAAUCAUUGCCAGCGCUCGGCUGUGUUCAACCAGUGCAGUCAAUAAAGCUGUGCUUCACAUCAAAACCAGACCUGUGCUACUGCUGUGUCACUGCACCACAUACCCAUGCACUUCGCACUUUUCAAUUUUCAGACAUUUUCAUAAUCUAUUGCCGUGAAAAUGAAUAAUCUGUUAAUCGUUUAUGUUAAUACUGAAAAAAGCAUGUGGAGGACUCCAAAUAAUAUGUGCAUGCAGCCUACUGUUUGAAUAUCAUUUUACUUAAUAAACUUUUUUUAAAAAGGGGGCCUGGGUAGCUCAGCGAGUAAAGACGCUGACUACCACCCCCUGGAGUCGCGAGUUCGAAUCCAGGGCGUGCUGAGUGACUCCAGUCAGGUCUCCUAAGCAACCAAAUUGGCCCAGUUGCAGAGGGUAGUGUCAUAUUGGGUUAACCUCCUCAUGUUCGCUAUAAUGUGGUUUGCUCUCAGUGGGGUGCGUGGUGAGUUGUGCGUGGAUGCCGCGGAGAAUAGCGUGAAGCCUCCACGCGUUCAACAAGCCACGUGAUAAGAUGCGCGGAUUGACAGUCUCAGACGCGGAGGCAACUGAGAUACGUCCUCUGCCACUCGGAUUGAGGCGAGUCAAUACGCCACCAUGAGGACUUAGAGCACAUUGGGAAUUUGGAAUGAAAAAUACAUUUUGGAAUUUUAAAAAUAAAAAUAUAUUUUAAAAAAGCAGGUAUUGUCAUUGUACUCUUAAAAUAUUCUUAGUUCAGAAUCAGAAUGUGCUUUAUUGCCAAGUAUGCUUACACGUACAAGGAAUUUGUCUUGGUGACAGAAGCUUCCAAUGCACAAACAAUACAGCAACAAGACAGAGAUAAUAAUAAAAAAAUAAAAAAUAAAUGUAAAAAGUGAAUAGAAAAUAUAGGUUAAUAGAAUAUGCUCAGUGAAUUUUAAUACAUCUAGGUAAUGUUAAGUACAAAUUUGUGAAUUGUUUAAUUACUGUUAAUGAAUUACUGUUAAUAAUAACUUGUAUACAAGAAUAUUACUUGUAUACAUCAUGUAUUUGAGUUCAAUAAAAAUUCAUGUUGUGGAUCGUGGGAUAUUUUGGACCUUUGGACUUAUUUGUUUAUUUGAAAUUAAGUCAAAUAAUAACGCGGCAUAAACACAGUAGCUAACAUAGCAUACCGUUUCUCUGGUGCUGGAGAGAUGUCAGCUGAAUGUGCCUUUGUGCUUUCCCUUUUCACAGACGUAAUUGUAUGUUGGGAUGAAACAAGGAGACUAGCAGAUCAACAGUGCUUGUCAUGUUGGACUUUAACACACUAUCAUGGUGUGUGCAGAAAACAUUCAUGUUCAUUUAUAGAGAAACUCUCCAACACUGUUUACAUUGAGCUGAUCUGUGCAUUUCUGAUCUGUUCGUCUGUGCGGUUCUUCUUCUGUGAUGCGGAUAAGACGUGACAUGCAGCACACAAGCGGAGGGUGGCUGUAUAGACAGCCUUGUCUGUUGGCAUGAUUACCAAACACAUUUGUCCUGAAAUUAAUCAACAAUCGAUAAGCUUAAUCUAUCCAAUUAUUUAUGGUGAUUGAUCGAUUAUCGAUUAAUCAUUAACAUCCCUACUUCACACAUAACUGCAGUUUACACUAAAGCAGGACUUAAAUGUGAAUUGCAGCAGUAAUCAACAAAAUUAUAAUAAAAUAUAAAUGUAACUGGAAGCAGCAAUUAUGGGACCAAGCACACCAGUGGCAACAAUGGCAAUAAUCUUGCCUAAAAUUAUCACCAGAGAUGGUAUUAUCAAGGUGGUUUAAAAGCCAAAUGUAGAAUUACUUGAAACAAAAAUAAAAUUGCUUGUAAAUUGUGACCAAUAUGUGGCACUAUCACCAAACUUAUAUAGUAUUAUCAGGUCAUGGCUGGAAGUAAACAUGAAAAGUUCAUGUCAAAAUGUUAAAGAAUUGCUAUUAGAGUCACGUAACGCAAUGUGAACGGUAAGCUCUGCACACUUUGCUAAUUUUAACACUUUUAAUGACAUAAACCAGUGAGAUUUGAUACACUCUGUUCCAUAACUGUACUAGGAGGACAAUAUGUCAAAGAAUUCAAAAUCAUCGGGCUCUGGAGACAUUAAAAGACACUUACAUGGGUCAUGGGACGCCAUGCAAGAAGCAGACGUGUGAACGACGAGCUCUGCGCACUUUGCUAAAUUUUUUAUUAUUCUCAUGUUAUAAUUUGGUGAAAUUCGAUACACCCAGUUACACAUUUGCUCUUUGAGGUAAAACAUGGCAAGCUUUUCCUGGGUCUGCUCGACAUAACAGGCCACAAGCUGGAAAUCGAGCGAGCUCACAGAGUGCCGGCUCACAGAUCUGCUGAGGGAGAAAGGCCCCGAUCUAUCCUGGCCAAAUUUCUGAGGUCAUCCGAUAAAGAUCUCGUGUUGCGCCAGGCGAGGAGCAAAGGGAAGCUUUCUUGGAGGAAUCAUAAUAUUUUCUUGUUCCCGGACUUUGCGAGUUCGAUAAGAGAGAAGCGCGAUCGGUUCAAGGAAUGCAAGAAACUCUUACAUCGGCGAAAGAUCUCGUUUGCUCUAAUGUUUCCGGCCAAACGGAGAAUAUUUACGAAGAACGAUCGUAAAGUCCCAAUCAGGCAAUGUCUUUUAUUGAAUCAAUGGGUGAGUAAACCAUUGGAUGUUUCUCAUAUGAGUGGGUCUGACUCGCUGUACUUACUCUGGCUUUUGAGGAAGAUGGGAGUCAUUUUGGUUUCUUUUUGCGUUGGCUCCGCCUAGCGGCUGGAGUUUGUUUUGUGAAUAACACUUUCCUUGUUUUUGCAUUGAUGAAAGAUUACUUUUGCAUUGAAGUUCCCGGCCAGUUUGAGAGUGGACACUACGGAUGACUGCAAAAUAUCUACAUGCUCACACAAAGGAUGUCUUUUAUAAAAUUGACGGAGUAAGUCACGGUAUAUACUUUUAUGCGGCCUCCGAGUGAAUUGACUUGACCAUCCGGGGAACCGGGAUGUCGGUUUUGUUUCUUUUUGUGUUGGCUCCGCCUAGCGGCUGGAACUUGUGCCAUUUACGGGGCACUGGAAUGAUUACGUCAUCUGCUGAAUUCAUACCAGCUGGCUCACUGAACAUUUGUUUGUCUAUCCGUGAAACUGAAUGGUUUUAUAUCAGCUGAAAUUUGUUUUGUGGAGGAUCACACCUUUAAAACAAUUCUGUGAAUUAAUCUACAUGUUGUGUGUUCAUUCUUCCUGUUGACUGGGGGUUAUUUUACAAAGUAUUUUCUGUUAUGUAAUUUUGCUUCACAAAUUUGUGAGGCAAAAUUUAGCAAUCCGAUGGCAAAGUUGUCGUGGGGGCUCAUGGGCGUUCAUGGACCUUUUGAGUUUAGAGAGAUUGUCGCUGGUUGGCGCUUUCAUGCGCGGGGUUAAUGUGCACGUUUUUCUGUUUGUUUUGUUCGGGGGGAAGUUCGGGGGUUGAUUGUUUCACUAAUGGGGAAUGUGGUCUGUAUAAUUUUGUUUUUGACACACAGUUUUUUUUUUUUUUUUUUUAUUAUAUCAAUAUGUCAGUUGUUAAUAUGAGUGUACUAUCUCUCUCCACAUGGAAUGUAAAUGGGUUGGGGCACCCCAUAAAAAGAAGGAAGUUAUUACUUUUCUUAAAUGUAAGAAAUAUGAUAUAGUGUUUCUUCAAGAAACACAUCUCUCCCCGCAGGAAGCUGAAAAAUUUGGUAAGAUAUGGGGUGGACAUGCUUUCUUUAGUGUUGGCUCAAGUAAGAGCAAGGGAGUCAUUAUAUUGUUAAAUAAACAUUUACAAUUCAGAUUAAAGAUAAAUUAGGAAGAGUCAUUAUUGUUUUAGCUGAAAUUCAAGGGCAAAGGUUGAUUUUGGCUAAUAUUUAUGCGCCUAACGCUGAUGAUCAGGGCUUUUUUAUAGAUCUUGAAGGGAUGUUGCAAACCGCUGGCACCCCUCAAUAAUAUUGGGAGGAGACUUUAAUCUUUUGAUGGAUUCAGUCCUUGAUGAAGCAAAAGUGUGUAAGGGGGCCCUAGAGCAACCUUGACGCUUCACAGGAUGUGUAAAAAUAUUGGUCUUACAGAUAUUUGGAGACUUUUGAACCCAUCUGGUAGGGACUAUACAUUUUUUUUCAUCAGUCCAUAAAAUUUAUUCUAGAAUAGUUUUUUCUUUUUUUUUUAUAUCCAAGUCCCUCAUUUUAUUUGUUGUGGAUUGCUCAAUUGGAAACAUUUUAGUCUCAGAUCACGCCCUGGUGAGUUUAGAGGUGGUGCCACAUACGGAGAAAAAGAAAUCAUAUAGUUGGCGCCUUAAUGUGGAAAUCCUGAUUUCCAACAAAUGCCAAAGGCUGAAAUCAGUGUUUAUAUGGAGACCAAUUGGUCCUCAGUAUCCACUGUGGGCGUGGCUUGGGAGGCACUUAAGGCGGUUCUUAGGGGUCGAAUCAUACAGUAUACCUCAUUCAUCAAAAAAUCCAAAGCACGAGAACUCGUGGUGUUGGAAGGAAAUAUUAAAAAUGCCGAAGCAGAGCUGAAGCACCAUUUGUCAUCCGAUGGCCUCAGAGAAUUGACUCGAUUGAAAUACGGAUAUAAUACUAUUUUGUCGCGGAAAGUGGAGUUUUGGUUAUUCAGGGCAAGACAGUCAUACUUUGAGUCGGGUGACAAAGCAGGAAAACUUUUGGCUAGAUAUAUAAAGCAGAGAGAGUCUUUUUCUACCAUUCCCUCAGUGAAAUCUGCUGGUGGUGAAAUAUUUACCUUGGCCAUUGAUAUUAAUAAUGCUUUUAAAGAAUUCUACUUUGAUCUCUAUAGAUCAAACUACGUGUUCGUCUACUGAUGAAGAUAUUAGAAACUUUGUGGAACCAUUAGAUCUCCCUAAACUGACGACUGAGCCAACCAUGACACAAGCCCGGAUCAGUCUGAUUCUUAAAAAGGACAAAGAUCCAAGCGAGUGUAAAAGUUACCGUCCAAUUUCCCUGAUCCAGUUAGAUGUAAAAAUGUUGUCAAAAAUUCUGGCUAAUCGAUUAAGUAAAGUUAUGACAUCUCUUAUACAUAUAGAUCAGGUGGGGUUUAUUCGGGGCCGUAGCUCUUCUGAUAACAUUAGGCGUCUCAUCAAUAUCAUGUGGUCAGUAGCGAAUGAACAAUCUCCGGUCGCUGCCAUCUCACUUGACGCCGAAAAGGCAUUUGAUAUGGUAGAAUGGGAUUAUCUUUUUAAGGUUUUGGAAAUGUACGGGUUCGGGAGUACUAAUGGAUGGAUUAAGUUACUUUAUAGACACCCAGUAGCGGCGGUACAAACAAAUGGACUAAUUUCAGAUUAUUUUAUUCUGGAUAGGGGCACCCGGCAGGGUUGCCCUCUUUCCCCAUUAUUGUUCUGUCUUGCCCUGGAACCAUUAGCAACCACGACAAGAAAGGAGGAUGAUUUUCCAGGGGUGGUGGCAGGAGGUAUGGCGCAUAAACUCUUGCUUUACGCAGAUGAUAUUUUAUUAUUUGUCUCUGACCCCAGUAGAUCUAUGCCUUGCCUCCACAGAAUUAUUAAUUCCUUUUCUAAGUUUUCAGGAUAUAGUCAAUUGGUCUAAAUCCGAAGCUUUGGCUCUGACAGCGUACUGCCCAGAAACAGCUUUCCAGCCGGGUGCUUUCCAGUGGCCCAAACAGGGCAUUAAGUGUUUGGGGAUUUUAUUCCCAGCAAAUUUGUCUGAUUUAGUCAGAGUUAAUUUUGAUCCCUUAAUAAAACGGUUUUCGAGCGAUGUGGGCAGGUGGGCUUCAUUACAUUUAUCUAUGAUUGGGAAAGUUAAUGUUAUUCAAAUAAAUUGAAUUCCAAAAUUCAAUUACUUACUGCAGUCUCUCCCUGUAGAUGUCCCCCUCUCUUAUUUCAAGCAAUCUGAUAGCAUAGCAAAGUCUUUCAUUUGGAAUGGUAAGCGUCCUAUAUUACAUUUCAAUAAGUUACAUAGGCCGAUUGACAAAGGUGGACUAGGCCUACCCAAGAUUUUAUUUUAUUAUUAUGCAUUCGGUCUCAGACAUUUGGCUCAUUGGUCGCUUCCACCUGAGAGAGCCCCUCCCUGGUUCUGUAUAGAACAGGAAGUUCUUGCCCCUAUUUCGCCACUGCAGAGCCUUUCUAUCAAAUUAAUCGGAGAAGCUAAGUUACAUCCCGUUAUCUCACACUUGAACUCGGUAUGGACAAAAGUGUCCAGAGUGUUUAAUUCUGAAAUUUUUUUCAAUGUUGCCUCGAGCAUAUGGCUGAACCCAAAAUUAUGUAUGAAUAAAUCCUCUUUCUGCUGGUCAGAGUGCAUUAUGAGGGGGUUACUACACUCGGUGACCUAUAUGAGAGUGGAGUGUUGAGAUCCUUUGAAAAUUUGGUUCAACAUUUUGGGAUUCCCAGAUCUCAGUUUUUUACAGCUGCGCCACCUGCUCUGUACUAUUUUUGGGAGUAGCAUACAACCCCCUAAAGCUGCAGACACUCUGGGAGUGGUGAUUACUGCUUUUGGAAAAGGUCAUGAGGCAUCAGUGUAUUGCUCCCUGCUAAUUCAGAGUCUGGAGGAUGGAGCUUUAACUUCUUUCAAGAGAUUAUGGGAGAAAGAUUUAAACUUGGUAUUGGAGGAGGGAGUGUGGGCUAGGAUUCUAAAAAACGUCAAGCCUGCAUCUAAAGAUAAUGCCUUAUGCAAUUCAAGAUUUUACAUCGAUUCUGUUGGACCCCCUCUAGAUUGUAUAGGCUUGGUCUUAAAGACACCUACCUGCUGGCUAUGCCAAUCAGAAGAUGGAGACACAACCCAUGUUUUUUGGUGGUGUGUUAAGAUCCAAGAAUUUUGGUUGAAGGUUCAGAGUUUUAUGUGUGACGUAUUGGGCACUCAGAUUUCAUUUUGCCCCAUACUCAGUACUUUAGGCGAUGUGGCGGUCAUCAAUAUAGGGAAUAAACACAUAAAAAAUUGGGUCCUAACCAGUGUCAUGAUUGCCAGACAAACUGUUUUAAGGGGAUGGUAGUCGGCUGGAGUGCCCCCAUUUCAGGAGUGGUGCUCGGAGAUGGGUAGGGUGGCGGCUUUCGUAGAAGGGUCAUCUAGAAGACUGGGGAAUUUGGACUCAUUUGUGGGGAAAUGGGGCAAAUAUUUGGCAUGUUUGGAGGGCUCUCGGUGAGGGGUAGUGGAGAGAGAGGUGUAGUUGUUAAUGUGUGUGAUUAUUAUAUAUAUAUAUAAUUUAUUUAUUUUGUGUGUGUGUAUACUCAUAUGUGACCACAGGAAUGUUUG
Myxocyprinus asiaticus (Chinese sucker) is the source of this 17194-nucleotide messenger RNA. RefSeq names its product protein Jade-1-like. Lineage: Eukaryota; Metazoa; Chordata; Actinopteri; Cypriniformes; Catostomidae. Gene Ontology annotation, cellular component: histone acetyltransferase complex. The transcript is spliced from 12 exons. The record is from RefSeq and is a predicted model, not a curated record. Gene Ontology annotation, biological process: regulation of transcription by RNA polymerase II. The coding region runs from base 707 to 3235 and encodes 842 amino acids.